Poecile atricapillus (Black-capped chickadee) is the source of this 8330-nucleotide messenger RNA. Its product is annotated as cyclic AMP-responsive element-binding protein 3-like protein 2. Gene Ontology annotation, molecular function: cAMP response element binding; DNA-binding transcription factor activity, RNA polymerase II-specific. NCBI's taxonomy places the organism in Eukaryota, Metazoa, Chordata, Aves, Passeriformes, Paridae. The record is from RefSeq and is a predicted model, not a curated record. The coding region runs from base 160 to 1725 and encodes 521 amino acids. Gene Ontology annotation, biological process: regulation of transcription by RNA polymerase II. The transcript is spliced from 12 exons.
CCCGCCCGCCCGCCGCCGGCUGGGGGAACGCGCCGGGGCGGGGGCGAGCGCGCGGCUCCGCAGCCCGGGGCAGCGGCGGGGGCAGGGUCCGGCAGCGGGGCGGCGGACGGACCGACGGACAGACAGACCGACGGGCCGGCGGGGGUGCCUGCGGCCGCCAUGGAGGUGUGCGAGAGCGGCGGGGAGCAGCCGCCGCUGCUGCACUGGGACCGCAAGCUGAGCGAGCUGUGCGAGCCCGCGGACCCCGACACGCUGCUGAGCCGCACGCACUUCACAGAGUUCCUGGAUGAAUUUUCACCUGAUGUCCUAGGCCAGCUCUUGAAUGAUCCCUUCUUGUCUGAGAAGAAUGAAAUAAUGGAAGUGGAACUGUCUCCAGCAUCCCCAGCGCCCCUCAUCCAGGCUGAACACAGCUAUUCCCUCUGUGGGGACUCUCGACCUCAGUCUCCCUUGACCCACAUCUCGACUGAUGACAACUUUAAUGAAGGUGACCUGGAAAAUGAGGAAUGGUGUCUGGCUGCAGAGUUUACUCCAGCUUCAAUAAAGACUGAGCCAGGGCUGUGUGAGACGUCAGGCCUUGCUCCCUCAGUCAGUCUCACCGUCGCAGCCACGUCGCUGGAGGGGGAACAGCCUGAACUACAGACAGAUGUCCUGAUCAAACCACUGACCCAGAAAGUUCUUCCAGAGAUUAAACUGGAGCCCCAUGAAGUGGAUCAGUUCCUGAACCUCUCUUCUAAGGAAGCAGUGGAUCCCCUGCAUUUGCCUCCCACCCCUCCGAGCAGCCAUGGCAGUGACUCAGAAGGAGGGCAGAGCCCAGCUCGAUCACUCCCUCCUUCCAGCCCAGUCCAGCUCCAGGCCACAGCUAAGGUUGUGUCACGCACAGCUUCAGUGCUCUCCAAUUCCCCUCUCCUGACUGCACCACAUAAAUUACAGGGGACUGGCCCCCUCAUCCUGACAGAGGAAGAGAAGAGGACGCUGAUUGCAGAGGGCUACCCAAUCCCUACCAAACUGCCCCUGACAAAAGCAGAGGAGAAAGUUCUAAAGAAAAUCCGCAGGAAAAUAAAAAACAAGAUCUCUGCCCAGGAAAGUAGAAGAAAAAAGAAAGAAUACAUGGACAGUCUGGAAAAAAAAGUUGAGACCUGCUCAAAUGAAAACAGUGAGCUGCGUAAGAAGGUUGAGGUCCUGGAGAACACUAACAGAACUCUUCUGCAGCAGUUGCAGAGACUCCAAGCCGUGGUUGCUGGCAAAGUGUCCCGCUCGUGUAAGGCAGCUAGCACACAAACAGGGACCUGUCUUAUGAUGGUGGUGCUGUGCUUUGCAGUAGUUUUUGGCAGCUUCUCUCAGAGCUAUGGGCCAUAUCCUUCUGCUACGAAGAUGGUGUUGCCCAGGCAGCAUUCCUCACCAGAGUCUUACACAGAUUCCAUUGUGAGGUCAAGGAGUCUACUAAUUUAUGAAGAGCCUCACCAACUGGAGGAGCCAUCAAGCCCGAUCUCCUUUGCAGAUCGCAGUGACAGGCAAACAGACGCCUCCAAGUUCACAACACUCUCCCUGGAAGCUGUGUCAGGGACACAGCAGGAUGAUAUCAUGCAGUUCACAAUAGCCAACGAGACAAGGCUAGAAAAAUCAGUGCUGCUGGGCCUGCAGCAGCACAGAGUCAACUCGGAACUAGAAGGAAAUGAAACACUGAAGAUAAUUGAAAUAGAUAGAAGAGUCAAUGCCACCUCUUAAAAAUAAAAAAGGCCUUUUUUCCUUGACUUCCCUCUUUCCCACAUAUUUUCAACCAAAGUUCCCCUGACUUGUCAUCCUCAGUGAACCAAAGUACAAAAGAGAGGGAGUUCAACUUCUGCCAUUGACUGGUGAGGCUGUGACUACAGAUGGGAUCUCUUGUCUUUGUAACUCCCUUCCUCACGUUGCACACAGUCCCUGUCUCUGCUUUUAUCCCUUUCCUGUCUAACACUGCAAGGGCAGGAUUGAAUUGUGAUGGCAGAUGAUGCCAGCAGCGUGCUGGUGACUGGUGGGUGGGUGUGCCUGCACAGCCUGAUCUGAGCACAAGGACAUUCUGGAGAAGGGUGAAUUGUGUGAAACCAAUGGGAGCAUGUGGGUGAUGGGUUUCCUGGGAGAAGGUAAUUGAGAGAGAGAGGAGAUGCAGCAUGAUGGUGCUUAGAGUCUCAGCACAGCUCCGUGCCUACUGGUCUACAGCGCUUGAGCCUUUUGGGAGGAUGGAGAAGCACAUGUGCAGCCUGCUUCUAUAGGGACAAGAAAGGGCCCUGACACUGCUGAGUUCACAGCACAGGCAGGAGAGGGCUGGUCCAUGAUGCUGCUGAAUUGUCCUCCCCUAGCUCUUCCUCUUCUCCCCUCCAGUCUCUUCAUCACUUAGCAUGGUAGGUUUCUCUAUGCAUUGGAAGCAGUCCCUUGAGAAAUUAAACAAAGAUCAGUCACUGUCUUACCACACUCUUUGUGGGAGAAUUAUGCUAGUUUAACUAAAUCUGUUUAGAAAGCAGGUUUUGUUACAUUUAUGCAAUAUUUUAGAUGGAUGGCCUUUCGUCUGCUUAAGCUAAUUUAUUUAGCUUAAAUCAGUUCCUUCCCAACAAACUAAGUCAAUGUAAGGCUUAAACCAGAAGUGCCUCCUGAGAGGACCAUAUAGAUUUAAUUUAUUGGCUUCUAGCUGGUUGAUGAAAAUUCUUGUGUAGACCCAGUCUCAGAUUGUCUUGUGUUUUCCUUUUCUUGCCAUCUUCCUGUUACUGUUGUAAAUAGUAUUUAUUAGCUUUGAAAAAUUCUGUUCAGGCAGUUGCAAUGAAGAGAAUUGAGCUUUCCUAACCCUGCAAGUGAUCUGGGCAAACCCUGAAGUCGGACACAUAAACAUCACUGAACAACCAAUUCCUCCCCUUAAUUGUCCUAAAAUAAAGCCACGUGUCUUAUUUUCCUCUUACCUGCUUUUCCAGAGAUGUGAUCUGAGACUAACUGCUUUGGGCACAGACAGGCCCAGCUCCUGGCUAGAGGUGGUGGGUACUGUAUUAACUGUGUGGCAGGGCAGCCUCUGCUCUGGGCAGCUGAUGAUGUUAUGUAGGCAGGAGACCUGGCAAAGGAGGAAUGGGAUGAGCACGUGGGGAGGUGAAGUGACUGGCCCAGGCUCAUUGAGAAAGCCAAGAGCAGCAUUCUGGUCUGAUCCUAGUCCAGUACUCUUCUCCAUGCUUUGUUUCCUUCUUGUCCCGUGUUGUUGUUGUCUUCAAGUGUCCUCUCUCUCUCUCUCUCUCUCUCUCUCUGUACCCUGGUCAUGCCUUUGCCUGAGCUGUGCUUCUUGCAAUUUGUCCUUGCAGGGGCAUAGUUGAACUCAGUCCAGAAUUUGAGCAGGGUUUUAUCUGGUUCUUACAGAAGGGCACUUGUGCUCCAUUGAGGAUGGAUUUAAUGUGAAAAUCCUAAUUCAGCAGGUUAGCAUAGCUACUUUACAGUUUACCAGAAGAAGUCAAUUAAAAAACAAAAGUAAUUUGAAACUCUCUUUUAUUUUUUUUUUUCCUAAUGAUAAAUAAGGGAAAAACUAACCUAGCCUUACAAAUAAUUUUUUUUACUAUGUACAGUAGAUAUUUCCUGCAUUCUAUUUUGUAAAAUAUUGAAUUUGUAUUUUAUUACAGCAUCUGUCACACCAGCUCCUUUCUUGUUCUUCAUUCUCCUUAGAAUUCCUUCCUUUGGUGUCCUAUUUGCCACCCUCAGGCGUGACUCAAAAUCCAGUGAAAUGAGUGGAAGGGAUUUGGUGACUUGGAGAGGACUGUGGAUCAGUCCCCUCUGUGCCGUUUUAAGAAGGUGUUUCACAUCUGUGACAGUGAAACAAGUGCCUGACUCCAUGAGCUAGCUCUGAUGUACAGAUAUGCUUUUCUAGGUAGUGCCCUAUUCUUCUAUGCAAGUGCCUUAUUAUUUUACCUGAGGUGACAAUGAGAGUAGAAAUGCUGUUGUAGUCUGUUCUGCAAGUGUUCCCAUCUUGGCAUGGGUCAACCUCCACCAUAAAGUCUGUUUCCCUUCGCAGUGAUCCUGCUGGGUUUUCUGAAUCAUUCCAGUAUCCAUUAACAACUUUUGUGUUUGGGGUUUUUUUAAAUGGUUUCAGGCUUCACAUGAACAGUGAUCACUUGUGAGUGCCACCAGGGAUGGCUGCAUUGCUCAGCCACUUGAGGUCAGCAAAGUGACAGGAGAAAGCUGAGACUGACCCCAGCUGGUCAGCAUAAGUGGGCAGGGUCAGAGUUUAGAAAGUUCCUCAAAUGGUCUUUUUUUUUUCCAGAGCACCCUUGGUUUGCCAGAUUUGAGGGCAACCAAGUGGUUAAAUGUUUUGCAAAAGAGGCCCCAGGGUGUGAAACACAACACCACUUACUUGGUGUUGCAGUUUGCACUGUGCCCAUUGCCAGCUAAAUGCAUCACCUCCCAUUUCAGAUACAGCUGGCUGACUUCACCUUGUGAAAACCAAAGUGGAAUUAUUUCUCAGCUCUUAAAGGACAGAUGAUUUUGCACAACCAAAAUGGCUCCUCCUCUCUGAAACCUACUGCACUGGCCACCAUUAAAAUUUUGCCCUUUUUUUAAAUGUAAAAUUUUAAAUUUAAUUUGGGCAUAUUGGUGCAAAUCUGAUAUCUGGAAGAUAAUCAUAUUUUUAAUCAUAUUUUCAUCCUGAGUAUUUUAAACUGGCCAUGGUCUGGGUCAGGCCUCUGUACUAAUUCAUCCAAGCUAGUAUGGCCAUACUGAUUUCUUCUAAGUGUUUGAUAAUCUAUUGCUAGAAUCCUAAUUUGUGUAAUCCUUUAAAUUAUUUUUAGGUACUCUUUUAGGGAAUCUCUUUGCCUAGCACACACAUUGCUUGGGGAUUUAUUGUAUUAUAUGUUACUUUAUAAGGAAAAGCUUUGCUUCACUUUGGUAUGUUUGUGAUCAUUUUUCUUCAGGGGCUUUAAUAGAACAGGUUUCUCUGCUAGAGGCCAGGAAGUCCCCUGUCAUCACUUACCCACAGGCUGUGGUGUGGCCAGGACCCCACAGUCCCCAGAGGGAGUUUGUGCCCGUGUUCUGUACCUGGCAGGGGACAGAGGAGGCAGGAGAAGCCCCAGCAUCCAGGGAAUACCCCGGUGGGAAUGUUGAUGCACUGCAGAUCACAUGGAGAGGCAGCUUUUGUGCUCUGAGUUAAGGGCAUGGGGCAGGAGUAGGAAGGCACAUUCAGGGAGAGGAUGCCAGUAAGUGCUUUUAGUUAGUUCAGCUCUUUUACUUGAGGCCUUAGCUUUCUGCCAGUGUGCUUUUUCUGGUGAUCAGUGACUUGGUGCUGUGGAAUCAUGUGUGUGUGUAUAUGGACAGGGUAAGCAAAGGCCUUGUGUGCUACAUAAUUUCCAUUUCCAGUAGAGGACUUAAGUGAUAAGAGUCCUCAGCUGCAAGGUUAUGUUGCUCAUCAGCAUAAUUUUAUAAACACUAGUAAACUUACUUUUUGGCCUAUAGCUUUAGAGCAUGUCUAGAUCUGUUGGGUCUUUGCUUCUAGAGAGAUAAGCUAUGAAGGAAUGUAGGGCAUUAUUUUAUAUAUAUGUAUAUUUAAAAAGUCUGAAGCACAGGGCAUAUGACGUUUCUAACCUUUUUACCAAUGUGUAGAUAAUACUGUUUUCUGCCCCACCCCAGGCUAUUUAUAGUUCUUUGCUUCACUUCUUUAAUUUCAUCUGUACCACUCAAUAUUUUUCGGCUGCACAAACUAAUGGAUUUGGCUUAGGUUCUUAGGCCACAUCCCAGCUGAUAUAGCCAGCAUGGUUCUCACACACUGCUCUUGGAGGCUGCAGGUCUGAUUUGUACUGACAGGGGACCUUUUCCUCCACAUCUCUUUGUGUAACCAUGUAUCUUGAUGUGUUCUUGAUUCUUGUAACAUAGACCAAAAAUUAAUCUAAAACCUCUUUUUUUUCCCUGCAAAAGAAACCAACGCACCUCUCCACUCCCAUCCUCCCAAACUAUCAGUGGUGAAUUCUGUCUAGACACUUUUAGAAUGUAGGUCAAGUAAGUGAAUGAUGCUAAUUGCUACGUUGGGAGGGAUUUCCACUGAGUAUUUGGGCUCUAGAUUCUAGCUAGCGCCAAGAGGCCAUUGUUCAAAACCCACGCAGCUAAGAACAGAGGAAUACAGAGUAUUUUUAUACUCUUGGUGACUAAAAUAUUUCUUUCUCGAGUCACUAAUUAAAAAGGGAACAUUUUGUAUUCUGAAGGUGAAAUGAUAGGUCAGUACUUUGUAGCUACAAAAGUUGUCCCAGCCUAUAUAACAGUGUAGUGCUGUGAUGCAUUGCUGCUUUGCACUAUCUAGUGUUAAAGUUUAACAACUUUGGGGGUUGAAAGGGGAAUGGACUGAUGUAUGUGUUAGGUAAGGUCUGUACAAAGAAAAUGUAAGGAUUCAAUCCAUCUUGUAGUUUUCUCAUGGCCAGUAAAGUGACACUGGGCAUUCAGAGAAUUUCUUGAAGGUUAAUCCAAAUUAAUACUGCAUUGCUUAGGUGAUCAGCAUCCAUUGGAGACUCUAGGAUUGAGAGGGAAAUUGCAAUUUGAAUUUCUCAUUUUUAUGUCAGGUCUUUUUCUGCUUUACCAAGGUGUGUAUUAUAUAUAUGAAUCAAAUUCCUGUGUAAAAAAAAGUGCCUCAUGCAGGGAACUCAUUUGUGAUGCUGUUUGGAUCUGAUGCUGAGUGGAGUUUGAAUAUUCUUUAUUAGCAGUAGUCUCUUGUCUGCCCUACAGCCAGUCUCCAGAUUCUUCUUCCAAGAGCUGUGACUAAAGAGGUGAGACCAGAACAUGGGAAAGCUGGAUUUGUAGACCUGUCUUACAGAAAGUGUGAAAGAAGAGGCAGGUGAAGGGACUCCUCACAUCACAGGGAAACCUUCUAGUUCUUGAUUCCAUAAAUCAGCAGUGAUAGUCUCUUUCAUUAGUUACCUGCUAGAUUUAGCUUUACUCCUAUUCCCCUUGCUCUUUAAAGCUAUGCAGUCCUGUGUAGGUAGAGCUGACCUGUACAUUAUAUCUUACUUUACCCUCUAAACAUCAGGUAAAAAUGUUUUUGAACCUCAGCAGUCCAUAAUGAAGGGAGUGGAAGAGAGAGAGGGGGAAGCAGAGGCAGGUACUGCAUUUUUUUUUAAACAGAACUCUGCUCAUAUCUGACUUAACCAUAGCAGAUUUUAAUCCAGUGGUGCUGGUUUAAUGGCAUCUUGCUUUCUUAAUUUGUACAGUUAGCGAGAACGGGUGUGAGCGUGUGUGCAUCUGUGCACAUGUGCAUGGUGAAUGAUCAAAAGGUAUCAAAACCACAGAGUUUCAUUUGUAAUUUCUUAAUGUAAUAAAUGUUGCUAAAUAAAGGCAUCUACCUGAACACACAGGGCACUUUGGGCUUGGUGCAGCAGAAAGCCCAGGCAUUUCUCUCUGAAACCUGUUCACAUUCCACAUCACUGAGCACUUGUAAAACUGUUGUGUGACUUGCUGUCUGAAGACUGUCCUGUGAUUAAUUGUCGACUGAAUGUUGUUGCACUGUGUCAUUUUGUCUGGCCUUUCUAGAGAGCAGUUCUGGCUUGGUACAAAAAAAUAAUUAUCUUAUAUUCUGCUAUCAUUUUUGGUCUGCAGAAUUAUGGCUUUGAAUGCCUUUUUAUUUUUAUUUUUUUUUCUUAUAGUGGUGUAAAUUAGUCUUAAAAGGUGGCCCUGGGAGCACUGGUGCCCUAACCACCCCUGGGGCACAGUGAGAUGCCAGCCAGGGGAAAUAAUUUCCUCUCAGAAGGUGGUGCAAGUACAUCCCAGUUUCCUUGAGAUUCACUAGGCCUUGCAAGGGUAAAUUACCUGGUGUUGCUCUCUUGAAGAGAAAUACAUAUCCAUGGCCAAUUCCAUUGCCUUGGACCAUGCAGAACAGCACAGACUAAGUCACUCUGCUGUGACACCCCUAGGGCACUUAAGCUGAUUUUUCCCUUUUCUCUCUGUUCAUGUGAAUGCAGUAUAGGUUUGUGCAAACAUGUAAAACUAUCUGAGAUGUCAGGGACAGUGAUCCUAGUGCAAAAGCACCCCCCCAAACUCCUUGGUAAGCUUCACUGGGGCCUCUUCUGACUGCAGAUAUCUCUAUUCUCUUGCCAUGUCUAUUUAACUCUGUGUCUGUCUUCAGUGGCCUGUCUAUUUUUGUACAAGUGCUGUCAUCUGGAUACGGUCCCACCUGAUUGUUCACACUGCAAGCAUGUCCAUUGGGUGGAAAUAAAUUGCUGUUUCUCCUUUUUAAAUCAUCUGCCUGAUUCUGUGAGAAAACAGACUACCUGCUUUUGUAGCCUAAAUAUGUAUGUAGUGAACUAUGUUAUGCUUUUCAUUUCUUGCAAAUAAAUAUUUUCUGUAGAAAAAAACAA